This is a messenger RNA of Tarenaya hassleriana, 1221 nucleotides long. RefSeq lists its product as uncharacterized. The record is from RefSeq and is a predicted model, not a curated record. The transcript is spliced from 4 exons. NCBI's taxonomy places the organism in Eukaryota, Viridiplantae, Streptophyta, Magnoliopsida, Brassicales, Cleomaceae. Bases 212 to 985 code for a protein of 257 amino acids.
UAUGUCCUAAAUUUACUAAAAAUAAUUCAUGAAUCAUCCUUCAAGCUUCUCAAUUUUCUCAAUCUCUUCAACACACACACACACAAUUAGCACACUUCUCUAAGAACCUCUCUCUCUCUCUCCUCUUCUUCCAAAGCUCCAUAGCCACCAACCUCACUUUUGACCUACAGAGAGAGAGAGAGAGAGAGAUUUGAAGAUAAAAAGCGAAGACAUGAUUGAGGUUCUUUACCAGAAUCUCAGAAUCAAAGCUCCUUAUUCAGCAAGUAUGGUUUUGUCUGAGAAACGCUUCUACUUCUCCUCUCUGUCUCUCUUCUUCUUCUUCUUCGUUUUCUCUCUCUUCCCGGUGCCUUCUCUCUCCUCCACAUUUAUUGUCGACGGCGUCUCUGUCUGGAAAACCCCCGUUGUUCAUGUUGGCGACUCCGUGGUUUUCAGACACAAGUACGGAGGCGAUCUCCACAUCUUCAGGAACAAAGAUGCAUUCACUGUCUGCAAUCUUACUCAAGCCACUGUUCUGACAAAACCCAACUCCACAUCCUUCACGUGGUACCCUUCGAGGCCUGGCUUCUUCUACUUCGCCUUCACCACCAACACCUCUCUCAAGUCAUGCCAACUCAGCCAAAAGCUCGCCGUCCACGUCAUCUCAGCCUCCGCCGCAUCUCCGCCGGAGAGAGCCCCGGAGCCGGUAUCCGGCGGAGUGGUCGCUUCUUCUCCGUCGUACCCGUGGCCGUUGGGUCCACGAGAGGGAUCGGAGUACUCUCCGGGGCCGUCUCCGGCGGAAAUCACGACGGUGAUAGUGCCGGCGAAAGGAGGGAUGCCUUUCAUCAACAGUAACCCGGCGGUUCCUCUUCCCACCGGAGAAGUUGACUCCGCCUCUAUCAACCCUUUGCCCACUUCGGCUAAUAAUGCACACCAGCUGCUAGUAGGGAUGAUGGGCGUAGUAACACUGCACCUGGGAUUGGCCGUGGCACCGUCUCUUCUUCUGUAAAGGAGAAGAAGAGGAGAGUGAUUAAUUAGUAAUUAGGGAACUUUAAUGAUGUUCUAGUCGAUCUAAUACCCUAAUGUAACCAUAAUCAUUCUCUCUUUCCUUUUCUUUUUUCUUUAUUUUGUUGUUUUUCCCCUUGUUGUGGGGUUUCCUGUCUCUUUUAGAAUAUUAGGGGUUUCUUUUGAGUUUUUUUUUUUGUGUGCUGUACAACCAAUUUGAUUUUAGCUGUGUCGGGCUCC